CUUUUGCUUCCAUCUCGCCUCGGGUCUAACCGCGGCCUCGUGCACCAAAAGUCGGUAAUCAUGGUAGCAGCAACGGCAGAGCGCAAGAUCGUCCUCAUCACGGGCUGCAGCGCCGGCGGCAUAGGGUCGGCGCUGGCGCUCGAGUUCCACGCGCGGGGCCACCUCGUCUUCGCCACGGGCCGCACCCCUGCCAAGAUGGCCCACCUGGCCGAGGCGGGCGUCCGGACGCUCGAGAUGGACGUGACGUCGGACGCGUCCAUCGCCGCCGCCGUGCGGGCCGUUAUCGCGGCGCAGCAGCAGGAGACCAGCAGCGGUGUUGGUGGUGGUGGUGGUGGUGGCGGCGACAAGGGCGCGGCUCGGGCGCGGCUCGACGUGCUCGUCAACAACGCGGGCGUCACCUACAUCAUGCCCUUCGCCGACGCCGACAUGGCGCGCGUGCGGGCCGUCGUCGACACAAACGUCACGGGCGUGCUGGCCGUAACGCACGCGCUGCUGCCGCUGCUGGUCGCCGCGCGCGGGCUCGUCGCCACCGUCGGCAGCGUCAACCAGGUCUUCAACCCGCCCUUCCAGGUCCCCUACAACGCGUCAAAGGCCGCGCUGGCCGCCGCCGCGGACACGCUGCGCGUCGAGCUGGCGCCGCUGGGCGUGCGCGUCGUCCACAUAGUGACGGGCGCCGUCGCCACCACGCUCAUGGAGCACAAGGGGGGCGCCGCGGGGCCGGACCUGCUGCCGCCGGGGAGCUGGUACGAGGCCGUGCGGGACGUUGUGGAGAAGCGCACCUUCUUGGAGGCCGGCGGCGUCAAGUUCACGACGCCCGAGGAGUAUGCGCGCCAGGUCGUGCGUGACCUGACCAAGGAGAAGCAGUCGCCCGUGCUGUACCGCGCCGCCUCGGCUGUGUCUGCGAGGAUUCUCAGCAUGUUUAUGUGGCACGGGAUGCUGGAUUCCAUGUUCCGGCGUGUAACAAAACUCAACGCCGUUACGCCCCCAGACCCGGCUGCUAUCAGCACGCGGCAGGACAAGUAGGACGCCAAGCGCCACCAUAACCCACGGCUAAAGCAACGCAGGGUAUACCGAACUGGGGAGUGGCUUAUCUGAUCCUGCACUUGUGGUUCUGCUCCGGUCAAUUAUCAGUUUAUGGUGACGAAUGUGUAGUCUACUUUAGCUAUUUCAUUGUCAUCGUAGUUCCCUUCUCAGUAUAAAUUUAUACUGAAACUCCCAAAUUCCUGCAGCCUGCCACCUAGCCCCCCAACC
Messenger RNA from Gaeumannomyces tritici R3-111a-1, 1251 nucleotides. RefSeq lists its product as hypothetical. Bases 61 to 1023 code for a protein of 320 amino acids. Gene Ontology annotation, cellular component: endoplasmic reticulum; lipid droplet. The record is from RefSeq and is a predicted model, not a curated record. Gene Ontology annotation, biological process: triglyceride catabolic process; phosphatidic acid biosynthetic process. Lineage: Eukaryota; Fungi; Ascomycota; Sordariomycetes; Magnaporthales; Magnaporthaceae. The transcript has 2 exons. Gene Ontology annotation, molecular function: acylglycerone-phosphate reductase (NADP+) activity; triacylglycerol lipase activity.